AUGAAGCUACAGUUUUGGUUCUCCGUCUUCACUCUCACUGUAACGCUUGCACUGUGUGGGGUUAAAGACUUGCAGGAGCAUUUUGAACAUCUUAGUGGAACCCAUCUUUCACCAGAAUUUCACAGGGAAAAUACUUUGACGGAUGACUGGAGUGUCGAAGAAGAGGAAGAUGACUAUCUUGAUUUUGAGAAACUAAUCAGUGAAGACUACUUUGAUAUAAUUGAUGCUGUUCCAGAAACUACUCCUGAGAUUAAACAAGGGAAUAUUCUUGAGCUUUUCCCCGGGAAAAGCAGAAUCCAGCGUCUCAACAUUCUCAAUGCAAAGUUUGGCUUUGAUCUUUACCAAAGUUUGAAGAACAAAGCCAACUCUUCAGAUAACAUCCUCUUGGCGCCUGUUGGCAUUUCUACUGCCAUGGCCAUGCUUUCUUUGGGAUUGGGAGGUCAAACGCACGAGGAAGUACUGACUUCUCUGGGUUUCAGAGACUUUAUUAAUGCCAGUUCAACAUACAAUGUUACAACCAUCCACAACCUCUUCUAUAAACUGACUCACCGGCUCUUCAGAAGGAACUUUGGCUACACGCUCAGGUCAGUCAAUGACCUUUACAUUCAAAAACAAUUCCACGUUGAGAGUGGAUUCAUAAGCAACAUGAAAAAAUAUUAUUUUUCUGAAGCCCAAUCAACUGACUUUUCAGACCCAACCUUCAUCACCAAAGCCAAUGAGCGUAUUUCAAAGCUCACCAAAGGAUUAAUAAAGGAAGCUCUGGAACAUGUAAACCCUACAACUCUGAUGAUGAUUCUUAAUUGCCUCUACUUUAAAGGUACCUGGAAAAAUAAGUUUCCAGUGGAAAUGACACACAAGCGCUCGUUCCGAGUGAAUGAUAAACUGUCUGUGAAAGUUCCCAUGAUGAAGACCAAAGCAAGCUUCCUGGCAGCUACAGAUGAUGAGCUUCAAUGCGGGAUUCUCCAGUUGCCCUAUGUGGGCAAUAUCAGCAUGCUGAUUGUCCUGCCCCACAAGCCGUCAGGCAUGAACACACUGGAGAAGCAACUGACACCACAGGUGGUGGAGAGGUGGCAGAAGAGCAUGACUAACAGAACAAGGGAAGUUGUGCUGCCUAAAUUUACCCUGCAGAAGAGCUACGACCUGAUAGAGCAUCUAAAAACGCUGGGAAUAAAUGAGAUUUUCACCCAAAAUGGCAAUUAUUCUGGAAUAGCAGAGGGGAUCAUCAUUGAUAGGUUUAAUCACCAAGGGACUCUUACAGUGAACGAAGAAGGCACGGAGGCUGCAUUUGUGACUAGUGUGGGCUUCAUGCCCCUUUCAGCUCAGAUUCACUUUACUGUUGAUCGUCCCUUUUUAUUUCUCAUCUAUGAGCACCGCACCAGCUGCUUGCUUUUCAUGGGUAGAGUUGCCAACCCCAGCAAGAAUUAA
Gekko japonicus is the source of this 1425-nucleotide messenger RNA. RefSeq names its product serpin peptidase inhibitor, clade D (heparin cofactor), member 1 (gene SERPIND1). NCBI's taxonomy places the organism in Eukaryota, Metazoa, Chordata, Lepidosauria, Squamata, Gekkonidae. The transcript is spliced from 4 exons. Gene Ontology annotation, biological process: blood coagulation; negative regulation of endopeptidase activity. The record is from RefSeq and is a predicted model, not a curated record. Bases 1 to 1425 code for a protein of 474 amino acids. Gene Ontology annotation, molecular function: serine-type endopeptidase inhibitor activity.